UUAUAGAUAUUGUAACUCCAUUUCCUUAAACAAAUGCGGCCAACGGCCGGGCUAUAGGCUAGUAGGUUUAUAAGGCAAGCUCAAAAUUGAUCAUUAAAUGAGCUAGUUGGACCUUAUUGGGUUAGUUUUUUGGGUUAAUACCUUAUUCUGGCCCGAACUAUGACCAUAUAUUCAACUUUGGCCCGUGGUUUCAUAAAUUAACAUCCUGGUCUCAAUUCUGCAGCAUAUAGACUCAAUUGGCCUGACGCGUGGUUUGACCGUCUAUUUGGAUGGUCAGUGGUGUUGACCGUUAGUCAACUAUCCAACUCACUGCCAUGUGAGCACCAAUCCAGAAAAAAUUCAAAAUUCAAAAUAUUUUAUUAUUUCAUUUAUAUAAUUAACAAAAUAAUGAAUAAUGAAAAAAUAUCCUAACCAUCAUUCUUCCCCUUCUUUCCCAUCGCCAGCUCUGUUCUAUGUUCUUAGAAAACCAUUGGAACCAAAUGCAUAAGAGGAAAACAUUAAAACCCCAAGCUUGUAGAUCCAAAUUUCGAUUGAAGUACCCAACAGUUCAUUCGUUCGAGGAAUUUCAGCGAUUUCUUAUGGCUGGGCAAAAAUCAAUGGUACCCUAGAAAAUGGAGUUUGGGAGAGACGUGGCAAGCCACUUGAAAAUGGUUGCUUCACUAAACUCAUAUCCCUCUCUCUCUUCACUUCCUCCACCGUGUUGCAUCUCCCCCAAUCCCCUAACAAUCGAUUCAAUUCCAGAUCUUCAAGUUAUGGUUCCAAGAGAGAGAGUAAAUCAUGUCGCUAAUGCGAUGUCGAGAGCAGCGACAACGUCAGCGCGUUGGAUCUGAGGAUCUUCUUGUGGUAGCGGACAGUGAUGAAGAUGCUCGGGAAAGUGAAGCGACGAAACUUGUCGGUGACAGUCGGGAGCGCGACGAGAUAUUUCUGUCGGUGUUCCGACGAAUAUGGUUUCCCGGCACAGAUCUUUCCGCCUUGAUGGACAGGGAAAGCUUUAUCGUCUCGAAAUGUCGCGGCCUUAAUGGACGAAGAGUAUUGGAGCAGAGGAAGGCGACAGCGUAGCGGAUGAGGCGGAGGAAGGGGAUUGGUUGUGGUUUUGAAAUUGUGAUUUUUUCAGAUUGGGGAGAGAUUUGUUUGACCGAAGACGAUACAGAGGAAGGAGGUUUAUAUUCAUUUCUAAUUUUUUUAUUUAAUUUUUUUAUUUAUUAAAUAAUUAGAUUUUUUAAUUAAUUUAUAUUGCUUACAUGGCAUCCACGUCAGCAGUAGAUGUUGAUUCACUAACGGUCAACAGUAUUGACCGUCUAAAUUGACGGAAAUUCACUGGUUAGGCUAAGCUAGUCUAUAUGCUGCAUAAUUGAGGCCGGGAUGUUAAUUUAUGAAACCACGGGCCAAAGUUGAUUAUAUGAUCAUAGUUCGGGCUAUAAUAAGGUAUUAACCCUAGUUUAUUUGGGAAUAAGUGGUCAAACACCAUCUCCCUGGCCUAAGUAUCGAUCGCCCCCAUGACCCUGAUAACUAAUGUCGCCUCUCCCUAAGCGACCAAAUACCGAGGAGGUACCAAGCCAACAAGGCAAGACAACAAAAUUGGCUAAGUAUAGAGCUAAGAGGGUACCCUUGCAGGCUUGGUACCAAAACAUAAAAUUUGACUAAAUAUGUAGCCAACAUGGUACCAAGCUGACAAGGCAGGCUUAGUUCCAAGACAUGAAAAAUUGGCUAAGUAUGGAGCUAACAGAGUAGGGUACAUUUGCAAAAUUUGGCUAAGCAUGAAGCCAAGAGGGUACCAAGCAAGGCUUAGUAGCCAGCCAACAGGGUACUACCAAACACCAAGGGGGUACUAAGACAUGAAAUUUGGCUAAGUAUGGAGUCAAGACUUGGUAGCCAGCCAACAGAGUACCAAGUCGGCAAGACGGGCUUGGUAUCCAAGUAGCAGGGUACCAAGUUGACAAGCUAAGAUGGCCACUUGACAGGGUACCAAGGCGACAACGCAUGGAGAUCCCUUUUCGGCAGGGUUAGCGUGGUAGCAGGGGAUAUCAAGCGAUGAGACAACUUGGGUAACAAGGCCUAGCUAACAAGACGAGGAUGGCAAGCCGAGCUAGGUAACAAGAAAAAGAUGAUACUAAGUUGACAUCAAAGGAGUUGAGUAUGGAAUCAUCAUGUUGGGAUAGUCAAGGAGGAUCGGGUGGCUAUAAAGAGGAGAAACGAAGACGGGAAAAUCUUUCCACAACCAAACAUUUAACUCUUCAAGUCAAACUUCAUCUUUUUCUCUGCCAUGUGGCCAUAGUCAUAGCCCUUAGUUUCUGUACCUCUCACUGACCCUCCAUAGAAAUAGGAGUAAUGUAACUUCCUUUGUCCCAAAGGCUAUCGAAAACAACAAACACUCUCGUUCAAACAUUUUUCAGAGAGGCGUGCACCGUAUUUAGAAUUGUUGUCCAAAGAAGUCAAGGUGCAAAGUAUUAAUAUUACACUCAAGAGUUUCCUCGCGCGAAAAACAAUAUGCAACGAUAUAUGCCGCCACUUAGGAAGGAAAGUGGAAACCACUUCGAGGAAAGGGGAAAAGCCACAAAGGGGCUACAAAGGCCACCAAUGGAUGGAAAAUCGAAGAAAAAAUACAGAGCAAAGGAUAAG
Messenger RNA from Linum trigynum, 2619 nucleotides. Lineage: Eukaryota; Viridiplantae; Streptophyta; Magnoliopsida; Malpighiales; Linaceae. The record is from the annotation of a GenBank genome assembly.